Cyclopterus lumpus (lumpfish) is the source of this 1017-nucleotide messenger RNA. RefSeq names its product ubiquitin thioesterase OTUB1-like. Bases 20 to 865 code for a protein of 281 amino acids. Gene Ontology annotation, molecular function: ubiquitin binding; cysteine-type deubiquitinase activity. Gene Ontology annotation, cellular component: nucleus. The record is from RefSeq and is a predicted model, not a curated record. NCBI's taxonomy places the organism in Eukaryota, Metazoa, Chordata, Actinopteri, Perciformes, Cyclopteridae. The transcript is spliced from 7 exons. Gene Ontology annotation, biological process: negative regulation of double-strand break repair; protein K48-linked deubiquitination.
GUCCGGAAGUGUGUAACGAAUGAGGUCAUGCAGAAGGAGGAAACAGAUCUCGAUAGCUAAGAUGGCGGAGGAGCAGCAACAGGAAUCAUCACAGGGAGAGGUGGAGGGAGUGAACUGCCUCGCAUAUGAUGAGGCCAUAAUUGCUCAACAGGACAGAAUUCAGCAAGAGAUAGCCAACAGUAGCCCCUUAGUGUCGGACAGACAGGACCUGGCGGUGCUGCAGAGGGAGUACGCUGAGGAUGACACGGUUUAUCAGCUCAAGAUCAAGGACCUACACAAAAAAUACUCGUACAUUCGCAAAACACGACCAGAUGGGAACUGUUUCUACAGAGCGUUUGGUUUCGCACAUCUCGAGUCGCUGCUAGACGACAGCAAAGAACUUCAGAAGUUCAAAGCAGUUUCAACUAAAAGUAAAAUGGACCUGGUUAAUGAGGGCUUCACUGAGUUUACCAUUGAAGACUUUCACAACACUUUCAUGGACCUGAUCGAACUGUGUGAGAAACAGCCGAGCCUGCAGGAGCUGCUGAACUCCUUCAACGAGCAGAACAUGUCGGACUACGUGGUCGUGUACCUGCGGCUGCUCACCUCGGGCUACCUGCAGAGAGAGUUUGGUUUCUUUCAGCACUUCAUUGAGGGAGGACGCUCUGUCAAGGAGUUCUGUCAGCAGGAGGUAGAGCCCAUGUCUAAAGAAAGUGAUCACAUUCACAUCAUCGCCUUAGCCCAGGCCCUAAACGUAUCCAUCCUGGUGGAGUACAUGGACAGAGGAGAGGGAGGAACAGUCAAUCACCAUGUUUUCCCUGAAGGCGGCGACCCACGCAUUUUCCUCCUCUAUAGACCUGGCCAUUAUGACAUCUUGUACAAAUAACACUCCUAACCACAGCCCACCUCAUUCUCCUCCUGCUGUACGAUACCGCAGUGGGUAAAAAAACGACAACUUCAGCAGCCACAUUGAUGAAGCAUACAUCUGUGUAUGAGACUACACUUGUGUAUUUGAACAAAAUAAAGGAUAAAAUCACA